Messenger RNA from Mesorhabditis spiculigera, 828 nucleotides. NCBI's taxonomy places the organism in Eukaryota, Metazoa, Nematoda, Chromadorea, Rhabditida, Rhabditidae. The record is from the annotation of a GenBank genome assembly.
AUGCUCGAUCAGGAAGGACGCUACAACGUAUCAAAGUUGGAUGUGAUGAGCGAGGAAAUUUGGGAUUUCCACAACAGCGUCGCGCAGACUGACACGACGCUCAACCGCAAGCUCUACCUGCGCGAUUUGUUGUACUACGCGAUUUGCCCGAUUUUCCCAUUAUGCGGCCUGUACGUUGUCGGCUCGUCACUGAAUGGAUUUGGCAACAACUCUUCGGACAUGGACAUAUGCCUUAUGGUGACCAACCAGGAGCUUGACCAACGCCAUGAUGCCAUCGUCAUUUUGAACAUGGUCUUCCAAACGCUGUGUAAGGUGGAAUGGGUCAAUGCCCAGACGUUGAUUUCUGCCAAGGUUCCGAUCCUGCGGAUCACGUUCACGGCGCCCUAUUCCGAUAUUGUCGUUGACCUGAAUGUGAACAAUUCGGUGGCCAUCAGGAAUACACACUUGCUCUGCUACUACUCAAGCUUCGAUUGGCGCGUCCGGCCACUCGUCUCGAUGGUAAAGGACUUCAACGAGGAUGCGAUCUCGGUUCGUUUGGGCAAAAAAGUGAGCCGCAUGGAAGUUGUCAGUGCCCCGGCCAGUGUCAACCCACAUUGGAAGUCUCAAUGGCGUUGCUGCUGUAUUGAGGAGCCUUUCACCGGCAUGAAUACAGCCCAUUCGAUUUACAACGAGGAAGUGUUCAGUGAGAUCAAGAUGUCUUUCAAAGAAGCAUACGAGACACUCAACGAGACGCACGACCUGAGCAAACUGCUCACCGAGUGCAAGAAGAUCAACGCCAGCCAAGACCUCACCAGCACCGGCUCCACCAUCGUCCACUACCAGAAGAAG